Molecule: messenger RNA, 3273 nt
Organism: Cuscuta epithymum
Lineage: Eukaryota; Viridiplantae; Streptophyta; Magnoliopsida; Solanales; Convolvulaceae
Source: the annotation of a GenBank genome assembly
GCAAUGCAUUUACGUGUCCAUUUAUUUGUACACGCAAAUGACCAUCUACUAUAGGGUUCGAUUUGAUGAGCUAUAGAUAUAGAGAUGACGUCUGCUGAGCGAUUCAUAAUUGCUUCGUGUUGUUCGCGAUUGCUGUUUCGAAGUUAAUGCAUGUAUUUGCAGUUUGCAGAAAAUGCCUCUGAUCAGCUUCUGUUUCUCUGCUACUUCACUGGUAGGCUUUGCAGAUCUCUAGUAUCUAUGCUCAUAAAUGUGUGAUGGAUCAAUGGAUUUAUGUCUGAGAAUUAUGCUUACCGUUUACCAUACUUUGCUAGGGAACUUUAUUACAGUAUCUUCUGUUGUUUUUCGGCUUACUCGCGAUAUAAAUGUGAUUUAGUGAGAUCCGUUAGUGUUGUAGUUGCAGUAAUUGAAGAGUGAAGAAAGAAGGUCGUUCCGCAAGGAAAGGAAUUCAAAGUAGGAAGUGGAAAUGGAGAAGAGUGUUCUGGACUCGCGGCUAUGGCAUGCUUGCGCUGGAGGUAUGGUGCAAAUGCCUCCGGUGAACUCGAAGGUCUUCUACUUCCCGCAAGGCCACGCUGAACACGCGUUCGCUGAUGUCGAUUUCUCUGCGUUGCCUAAAAUGCCUCCCCUGAUUCUAUGCAGAGUCAAUGCGGUGAAGUAUUUGGCGGACCUUGAAUCAGAUGAGGUUUACGCGAAGAUCCAGCUGGUUCCUGUAGCGAACAACAACGAUCCUGACUUUGAAGAUGCGGUGAAAGGGACCGAUUCAUCUGAAAAGCCGACUUCAUUCGCUAAGACAUUGACUCAAUCCGAUGCCAACAAUGGCGGUGGAUUUUCUGUUCCCAGGUACUGUGCGGAGACGAUAUUUCCCCGUUUGGAUUAUGCCGCAGAUCCUCCCGUCCAGACAGUGAUCGCCAGGGAUGUUCACGGUGAGACCUGGAAGUUCAGGCACAUCUAUAGGGGGACACCAAGGAGGCAUUUGUUAACAACAGGCUGGAGUACGUUCGUGAACCACAAAAAGCUAGUUGCAGGCGAUUCAAUCGUGUUCCUGAGAGCAGACAAUGGUGAUCUUUGUGUUGGAAUUCGCAGGGCCAAAAGGGGUGGCGGAAACCUUUCAUCCGACACGUCAUCCUAUUGGAAUAUGGGUUCGGGAGGCUUUGUUGGAUUUUCGUCCCUUUUUAGGAAAGAUGAGGAUAGAAUGAAGAUUGGUGGUAGUACCAAUGGAAACCCAAAUUCUCCUACUGGGGGUUGUAAGCAAAGGGGAAGAGCGAGUCCCCAAUCUGUUAGUGAAGCUGCAUAUCUUGCUGCUACUGGGCAACCAUUUGAAGUUGUGUAUUAUCCAUGUGCAAACACACCAGAAUUUUGUGUUAGGGCAUCAUCUGUCAAUUCCUCCAUGGCUGUACGGUGGUCCAUAGGGUUGAGGUUCAAGAUGGCUUUUGAAACUGAAGAUACUUCUAGGAUAAGUUGGUUCAUGGGAACAAUAUCUUCUGUUCAAGUUUAUGACCCCAUCCUCUGGCCCAAUUCCCCAUGGAGGAUUCUUCAGGUAACAUGGGAUGAACCUGAUUUGCUUCAAAAUGUGAAGCAAGUUAGUCCGUGGCUAGUUGAAUUGAUCUCAAACUUGCCCAUGAUUCAUCUAUCACCUUUCUCACAACCAAGAAAAAAAUCUUGUUUACAACCUCUCACAAUCGAUGGCCAAUUCCCAAUCCCUUCAUUCUCAAGCAACCCCCUUGGGGUCCGCAGCUAUUCCCGUUGUCCAUCUGACAACAUUCCUGCAGGCAUGCAGGGAGCCAGGCAUGCUCAAUUUGGAGGACCAUUGUUUGGAGGACUCUUACCACCAACUGUCCAGCAAAUUGACUAUAACGAUACUGUUAAUACCCGAACGGAUGGCAAAAAUGAAAACAUCUCUUGCUCGUUAACCAUGGGGAAUAAUUAUACUGAAGACGUUCCCACACCCCGAUUCAUGCUCUUUGGUCAGCCAAUACUGACUGAGCAGCAGGUGUCUACAAGGAAGAAGAAUUCGGGAAGUGACAUGCAAUUUGACCGAAAGAGCCAGGAUACUACUGGUCGCUGCGAUGUUUUUAUAGGGUCCGUAUAUGUUGGGCGUAAUCUUGAUCUCUCAAUUUUCAGAUCCUAUGAAGAACUACACGAAAAACUUGCAAAUAUGUGUGGGAUAGAGAGAUCGAAGAUGUUAAGCUGUGUGACCUACCGCGAUGCAACAGGCAUUCUCAGACAGAUGGGGAAUGAACCAUUUCGGUACUUUUUCACUAAUUUUCUAACUCUAACUUUUAUUUUUAUUAUUGACAACAAUGUAUUGUUGUUCAUCAAAAGGUAUACUAGGAAUGAAUGACAGCAAUAUAGCAUCUAAACGUUUUGUUGUCUCCUACAUCAUGUAAAAUGCAGCGAGUUCACAAAGAAUGCAAAAAGGUUGGAGAUUUUGAUGAAUCCUGGGAGCACGGUUGGCAGGUAAAUUCCAAUAUACUACGUAAAUAAUAGUCCACUACUGAUAUUAUUUUAAUUGGAAUUUAUUGGUGCAAUAUGAGAAAUCUAAAUUCUAUUCCAAACUAUCAACUACACUGAUGUGAUUCCAUCAAAAAUAUAUCUUUCCCAACAGAAGUGCGGAUGUUAAUAGUGAAUGUCACAUUCUUGUGUAGUUGUGUACAAACCUUAAGGCUGCAUUUGGAACACGGGAAAUGGCAAGGGAAGAAAAAUAAACAGGAAAACAUUUUUUUCUGAGACUAAAAUGUCGCUCAUCUCUUACACAGGACUAUCCUUGACUUGUAACAUGUUUACCCCCCCCCCCCCCCCCCCCCACUUCACUCACUGGUAUUCAUCUUCCAAUUCUAAGUGGAUCCCAAGUUAUUAAUGCUUGCAACCCUUGAUAACUCAGGACAUGGCUUACUGGUCUUCCAACGGCUGACUGUGGACUAAAUUCAUCAAGCCGAGAGGGCGCUCUUGGCAUAUUUGUGUAGCUAUACACAAGUAUGUACCGACGGCCUUAAUUUUUGUGGUGUAAACAAUUCAGGAACUAGUGUAGUACUGUAGGGGUGUGUUUGCAAGGUUCUUCCCGGAGAUGGAUAAAGUGUAUGUACACUUUAUUAACUUGUGACCUCAGGUUCCAACCUAAUUUGUGUAGUAUAUGUAGUCUCUUGGAGAUUUAUUUGGAAGGCUAGGAACUACAAGGAUAGCUAUUACGGUUUGAGUUUUCAUCUUACACAUUAAUUAAUUUAUUAGAUUGAUUGGCAGUUUUGUGACCUUUUUUUUCAUCUUAGAAUCUGUUUUCAG